Letharia lupina is the source of this 561-nucleotide messenger RNA. RefSeq lists its product as uncharacterized. Bases 1 to 561 code for a protein of 186 amino acids. The record is from RefSeq and is a predicted model, not a curated record. Gene Ontology annotation, biological process: nucleoside metabolic process. NCBI's taxonomy places the organism in Eukaryota, Fungi, Ascomycota, Lecanoromycetes, Lecanorales, Parmeliaceae. The transcript is spliced from 2 exons. Gene Ontology annotation, cellular component: cytosol. Gene Ontology annotation, molecular function: S-methyl-5-thioadenosine phosphorylase activity.
AUGGUGGGCCAUGUCAGCAUGGCGGAUCCAUUCGAUGCGCCUCUGUCUAAAGCUGUCCAUGAUGCUAUAAGCCGGCCUGGGGUAUUGGAAGGCGAGGAUGUCACAGCGCAUAGUGCUGGGACGGUCAUCUGCAUUGAAGGGCCUCAAUUCUCCACCCGCUCCGAAUCCCUCCUCUACCGCUCCCUCCCCACCCAGCCUCCCAUCUCCGUCAUCAACAUGUCCGCCGUGCCCGAGUGCAAACUCUUCCGCGAAGCCGAAAUCGCAUACGCCCUCGUCUGCAUGAGCACCGACUACGACAGCUGGCACAGCACGAAUGAGGGGGUGUCGGUCGAGAUGGUCAUGGGUCACAUGGUGGCGAACGGGGCGAAUGCGAAGAGGGCGGUGGCGGCUGUGUUGGAGGAGUUGAGUAAGGAGGAUGUCAAGGGGGUGGUGGGGGAGAGGUGGACGAUGGCGAGUAGAGGGGGCGUUAUGGGGCUGCAUAAGAGGGAUGGGAGGGGGGCGGAGGCGGUGGGGAGGUUGAGGUGGUUGUUUGGGGAGAAGUGGGUUGAUGGUGGCGAGUAA